UCACACACGGGCACGGGGACCCUGGCACAGCUGUGCACUCUCAGGCAAACUGUCACAGCCCUGCAGACACACACAGUGUGUACCACUGUCCCAACUCUCACUCCCACAUGAAGGUCAGGCUGCCAUGGGGUUGGACAUACAUGCACAUACCCACACAGAGCUGUACAUACAUGCACACACCCCUGCAUGACACACACACAGCUCUCUAAGUGCUUGUACUGGUAAUCCGACUGUGCACACACCCAGGGGUCCGUGCCUGCCCUUGCAGGGACCAACACAGCCCCCCAGGCAAGAGGCACUGUGCUGGGUCCAUCCAGGCACCCAGGGAUGCUGCAAGGAUCCACCUUGAAGCAGUCAGGUGCCUGGUGGCAUCACCCCCAUGCAGCAAACCAGAACUGGGAAUUUGAGGUAUUCAACACCUGCUGGUUUUACAGCACCUUGUGUCUCAAGCCACAAAUCCAUCUUGCUCUGCUGCCUCCAUCCUACAGCACCUGAGGCUGGGGAUGUACGAAGGGAGCAGAGUAGACAAGUUAGACAAGUUAUGGCAGGUAGGAAGGAAGUUGGAGGUUUUUGCAGCUACGGGUAACUCAACGUCAUGGAAAGCAGGAAGGGGAGUGAAGGGUGAGGGGCUGGAAGGAACCACGCUUCCCGUCCCUGCCCAGGGGAAACAGGAGGUCAGGGGCACGUGAAGAGCUUCUGGGGUCAGUCCCCAGCAGUGCCAGGCAGAGAGGGGCCACCAUGGGUGCAGUGCCUCUGUCCCUGAUGUGGGCUUGCUCCCUGCCUUCCCGUGGCUGGUGAAGGAGCCCAGCAGCCUUGCACCACCGAUGGAAAAGCGGCUGUGUGUACAAUCAUGAGAAAAGGGCUGAGACCAAAGCCAUGGAGGCACACACACGUGCCCAGAGUUGGAGCCCUCUGUCAUGCUGUGGCUGGUCUGAAUCCAUGUUUGCUCUACCCAUUUGGUUACUCAUGUACAACCAAAAAUGUGGUUUUGCCCUGCCAAGGAACCCCAGAUUUUGGUAUUGAGUAGGGUGUGCUUACCUAGCACACAGCAGCCAACUUCCACCACUCCAGUCUCACAUCCUUCCUUAGAGAGUAGCACAGAGCAGCAUGAGAAAAGCCAGUCACCAAGCCUUGGACCAGCCUGUGGUAGGAGUGUGGCGGCCUGUUUUCUCACCAGGGUUGAACAGGCAGAUUCUGUGUGUAGGUUUCCCUGCAGGCCUGAGCCCCAGGGGACAGAAGACAGUGCCAAAAAGCCAGCGUGUGAGCCUAGCAGAUUCAUGCCAGUCUGGUUUUCCAUGUGCUGUGCAAGCUGGUGGCCUUCACAUAACAGUUUGAGAGACUGCAAAGUUGUGUUUGCAGUGACCUGGGGCACCGGGGAACCACAGAGGUACCGCAGAGGUCUUCACUAUCUAGAAGUGACAGUGCCUGUAUGGAAUCAGCUCACGCAGAUGUCUGUUCCAACACCUCCUGCAUUUUUCUUUCCAGAUUCAUGGCCCUAACGAUGGACUCCCCGAGCACCCCCUUUCCUGCCAGCCAGCUCCCAGAGCACAGACUCAGCAACUCCUGCUCUGAGAUCCGAGACGAGUUCCUCUCUGUGACGCUCCCUGUGAUGUACUCCCUCAUCUUCAUCAUCGGGCUGCUCAGCAAUGCCCUGGCGCUCUGGGUGUUCUUGUGUGGCGCGCAGCGCAGGACCUCCAUCACCGUCUACCUGAGGAACCUGGCGCUCUCCGACCUGCUGCUCUCCCUCUGCCUGCCCUUCCGCAUCGCCUUUCACGGCAAGAGCGAGCCUCUGAUCUUCUGCAACAUCAUCGGGGCCUUCUUCUACCUCAACAUGUACGUCAGCAUCACAUUCCUCAGCCUGAUCAGCCUCGACCGCUACCUGAAGAUCAUCUGGCCCCUGCAGAAAUUUAGGAUUCACACUGUGUUGUGUAGCAAUGUGGUCUCUGGGGUGGUUUGGUUCGUGCACACACUGUUCAUGCUGCCUUUCUUUUUUGAGACGAGAGGAAAGGGGCCCUGUGACCACAAAUGCUUCCACUUCAGGAGCAAAAGCACCACAGCAGCAGCUUUUAACAUGGUUGCAGUAGCCACUUUCUUCAUCCUGCUGCUGCUUUUCCUCUACUUCUAUAGUGAGAUAUUUGCCAAGCUCCACAGAGUGUCUUCAGUGAAAGCUCAGCAGCUGAACAAGAAGACCAGCACGAGAGCCAUCUCCAAGACCUUCAUAGUCCUGAUCAUCUUCAUUGUAUGCUUCACCCCCUAUCACGUUGUCCGCAUUCCUUACAUCCUUGCACAAGUGGGGAUCAUUUCUAGUCUGCCCUGGAAGCAGAGUCUCCAUCUGGCUAAUGAGCUUGUGCUCUGCAUCUCAGCCCUCAACAGCUGCCUUGACCCAGUCAUCUUCUUCCUCUUGUCCAGCAGUUUCCGGAGGGCCGUGCUCUGCACCAUCCAGGGCAGGCUGAAGAGAGCUCUCCUAAGGCAGCAGGGUGGGCUGAGCCACAGCAGGUCUGUGACAGAGAUAUAGGCUUUCCAGUGGGGCCAAGGUCUCAGGCGGGGCACCUUCUCAUCGAGGAUUUGCUCUGACUGGUGAUAUUUACUGGACAAGACUUGCUGAGAAGAUGGAGAAAGAAACUGGAACUGCUUCACGUUUCUUCCACUCCUAUCACUGGGGCUAGAGCUUCCUUGGGAGGCAGAAGUGAAAAGGAUAACUGGGACCUUACUUUUUUCUGCACUAGCUCAGCUGACGUAACUGAAGAAGGUCUUUCCCAGGAAGAAUGAAGGCUGGAAGUGUCCAAGGAGAUACAGCCUUGGCCAAGGUCUCCAGCCAGCCUGGGGAAGGGCAAGUACAGAGCCCAGGACUGAGACGGGCUCCUUCGAUGGGAGGAAGAGGAGCAGCAGGAGGAAUAGGAAUGAGAAUCCACUGUGAAUGUUUUCUAAGUACCACAUUGUCUCCACACCAGAGAAAGCAGGAAAAGGGAAAGGGAGAUGAGGAGCACAGAAGCAUUGGGAAAAGAAGAGGGAGACACCCAUCAGAGCAUUACCUGGGGAGCGGGUGAAUAUUUUGCUCCAUGAUGGAGCCCAGAAAUGGGCACCAUGGGCCUUGGAGGUCAGGCACACCAGGGCACAUUGCCAACUUAUAACCCCAAACCAGGAGAAUGACAGCUUUUCCUCUCCUGUUACUGCAGUCUUUGUUACGCCAGGGCAGCCUCACGUUUCUGGGUAUUCAGACAGCUCCAGGCUUUCUUUAGCACUUCUCCUUUGCUCAUUUCUCUGGCACGUUC
Calidris pugnax (ruff) is the source of this 3272-nucleotide messenger RNA. RefSeq names its product probable G-protein coupled receptor 34. The record is from RefSeq and is a predicted model, not a curated record. Gene Ontology annotation, molecular function: G protein-coupled receptor activity; oxysterol binding. Lineage: Eukaryota; Metazoa; Chordata; Aves; Charadriiformes; Scolopacidae. Gene Ontology annotation, biological process: G protein-coupled receptor signaling pathway. Bases 1430 to 2515 code for a protein of 361 amino acids. Gene Ontology annotation, cellular component: membrane. The transcript has a single exon.